AUGGGCUUCCUGCCAGCCCAGCGGCCUUUGAACGUGGUUGUUGUUGGUUCCGGAUCGGUAGCAAAGGAGGCUCAGAAAAAUAUUGAAAACCACAUUAACUUGCGCUCGACCCCUUUUGAAGGGAUCGGAGGUCUUGCGACUGCAAUUUCUUUGGCGACUCGGGGGCACAGGAUUCUCAUCCUCGAGUCCGCGUCUCAGAUUCGGGAUCUAGGUGCAGGAAUCCAAAUUGCCCCGAACAUGCGCUGUAUUCUGAGACGUUUGGGAAUCGAGCCAGCGAUUGAAAAGAGUAGUAUUGUCCUUGAGCGCAUCCAGGUCGUCCGAUGGCAGGACGGACGAGUCCUAAGUGAAGGCCCGGUUGAUCACCAAUAUGGCGAAGCUGCAGUCAUUCACCGCGGGGAUCUUCAAAAAGCGCUCAUCGACAGAGUUCUCGAGCUAGACAAUGUUAAAAUACGUUUGGGUGCAACGGUCGUUGAUAUCGAAUUUGAUCGUCCAGCUGUGUUCCUAAAAGGCGGGGGAAUGAUAUACGGUGACGUAGUGAUUGCAGCCGACGGCAUCAAAUCCGCAGUCAGAAACAAGAUGUUUUCAGAUAAAAGUAACAGGGCACAGCCUAGUGGAGACGCCGCAUUCCGGAUUCUCAUACCACGUGCAAAAAUGCUGCAGGACAGAGAGACUGCGAAGUUAAUUAACGAGCCACAGGCAGUGAGAUGGAUUGGCCCGCAUCGACAUGUCGUCGGCUAUCCUAUACGGAAUCAUCAGCUGUACAAUGCUGUUUUUGUCCAUCCUGACAAGGAUUCCAUCGGCGACUCUUGGACUAUUCCCGGCACACGCGAGGAGAUAAUGGAGACGUUUGGCGGUUGGGAUCCUCGACUCCUGAAACUAAUUUCAUGGUCCACAAGUGUGCUGAAAUCUAGACUUUGUUUGUAUCCGCGAUUGCAAACUUGGGUUAAAGGGUCAUGUGCUUUGGUUGGGGAUGCAUGCCAUCCUAUGCUACCUUACGUCGCACAAGGCGCUGCCCAGGCUCUUGAGGAUGCUGCCGCUCUUGGGGUGAUACUAUCCCAAGCAGAGACGGUGGCAGACAUCCCAUUCGCUCUGCAGAUCUAUGAGAAGUGCCGAAAGGAGCGUGCGGAAGGGAUUCAGCAAUCGGGUACCGAAAACCGAAUCACACUGCACCUUCCUGACGGGCCAGAGCAGGUUAAGAGGGACGAGGAAUUUGCAGCUUCAAUGCAGGGAGCCAAGAGCCCCGAUAAAUGGAAUGAUAGGGAAACGCAGAGGCUACUCUGGAGCUAUGAUGCGGAAGACGCGGCGAAGAAAUGUUGGUUGGGUACGUAUCCGUCACACGCGGUAUAUUAG
Messenger RNA from Histoplasma capsulatum G186AR, 1350 nucleotides. Its product is annotated as FAD binding domain-containing protein. Gene Ontology annotation, biological process: secondary metabolite biosynthetic process. NCBI's taxonomy places the organism in Eukaryota, Fungi, Ascomycota, Eurotiomycetes, Onygenales, Ajellomycetaceae. The transcript has 5 exons. Gene Ontology annotation, molecular function: FAD binding; monooxygenase activity. The coding region runs from base 1 to 1350 and encodes 449 amino acids. The record is from RefSeq and is a predicted model, not a curated record.